AGUUGGAUCUGGGGAUGUGCCAUGGGCUACGACGUUACCCGGUUCCAAGGGGAAGUGGAUGAGGACCUGCUGUGCCCCAUCUGCAGUGGAGUCCUGGAGGAGCCCGUGCAGAACAGUAACAAUUCAUCGGCCGUGGACUCUACAAGAUGUCAAGCAUUCCCAAGGAAUGCUGGCCCAUGUUGACUCCAAAGCUUCCCACAGUUGUGUAAAGUUGGCGGCGUGUCCUUUGGGUGGUGGACCAUUCUUAGUCCACACGGAAACUGUUGAGCGUGAAAAGCCUAGUGGUGUUGCAGUUCUUGACACACUCAAACUAGAGCGCUUGGCACCUAUUACUAUACCCCUUUCAAUGGCACUUAAAUCUUUUUGUGUUGUCCAUUCUCUCUCAAUUGUCUCAAGGCUUAAAAAUCCAUGUUUAACGUGUCUCCUCUCCUUCAUCUACACUGAUUGAAGUGGAUUUAACAAGUGACAUCAAUAAGGGAUCAUAAACUGACCAGGCCCCUCACUGCGAGCACGCCUUCUGCAAUGCCUGCAUCACCCAGUGGUUCUCCCAGCAGCAGAUAUGCCCCGUGGACCGCAGCGUGGUGACGCUGGCCCACCUGCGCCCCGUGCCCCGCAUCAUGCGCAACAUGCUGUCCAAGCUGCAGAUCACCUGCGACAACGCUGGCUUCGGGUGCACCGCCGUGCUGCGCCUCGACCAGCUGCAGUCGCACCUCAGGGACUGCCAGCACAACCCCAAGAGGCCCUUCCAGUGCGAGCAGGGCUGCGGACUGGAGAUGCCUAAAGACGAGGUGUCCAGCCACAACUGCAUCAAACACCUGCGCAGCGUGGUGCAGCAACAGCAGGGCAAGGUCACCGACCUGGACAAGACUGCUGCUGAACACAAGCACCAGCUAGCAGAGCAGAAACGGGACAUCCAGCUGUUGAAGGCAUACAUGAGAGCCAUCCGCAGUGCCAACCCCAACCUGCAGAACCUCGAAGAGACCAUUGAGUACAAUGAGAUCCUGGAGUGGGUGAACUCCCUCCAGCCAGCGCGCGUCACCCGCUGGGGCGGCAUGAUCUCGACACCGGACGCUGUCCUCCAGGCGGUCAUCAAGCGCUCACUCAUUGACAGUGGCUGCCCGCCUUCCAUCGUCAACGACCUGAUCGAGAACGCCCACGAGAGGAACUGGCCCGCCGGCCUGGCCACGCUGGAGACGCGGCAGAUGAACCGGCGCUACUAUGAGAAUUACGUGGCCAAGCGCAUCCCCGGGAAACAAGCAGUGGUGGUGAUGGCCUGUGAGAACCAGCAUAUGGGUGAGGACAUGAUCCUGGAGCCAGGCCUGGUCAUGAUCUUCGCCCACGGAGUGGAGGAGAUACUAUGACCCGGCUGAGGGUGGUGGAGAGCAGAGGGGAGACUUCUGACUGACCUGAACUGAGUAGAGGAGGGAGCAGGGGAUGCUGUAACUCUACGGUUGCAUCCCAAAUGGUACCCUGUUCCUUAUGGGCCCUGGUCAAAAGUAGUGCACUAUAAAGGGAAUAGGGUGCCUAUAAGAUAGUAAGAGGAGGGGAAGAGCCAAUGACAAAGCAGGGAUUAGGGAGAUCUGACACCAUCACCAGUAGACUGGUAUAGGGCAGGAGGUUGGCAACAGGUGGCCCACGAGCCAAAACCAGCCUUCAAGUGUUUUUUUUUUUUUUUUGGGGCCCACUAAAGCUUUUAGCAAUUUUAGGGGGAUUUUUGUUUUUUUGGUCCAAAAAAUACUAAAAUCACCAGGAAUUCAGCAAAAAUUCUGUUGAAUUUAGGAAAUCUGUUCAACUAUUCCCACUAAUAAAAAAAGAGAGCCGUGAUCGUGUCUCAAUCAGUCGUGGCCAAAAGUUUUGAGAAUGACACAAAUAUUAAUUUCCACAAAGUUUGCUGCUUCAGUGUCUUUAGAUAUUUUUCUCAGAUGUUACUAUGGAAUACUGAGGUAUAAUUACAAGCAUUUCAUAAGUGUCCAAGGCUUUUAUUGACAAUUACAUGAAGUUGAUGCAAAGAGUCAAUAUUUGCAGUCUUGACCCUUCUUUUUCAAGACCUCUGCAAUCCACCCUGGCAUGCUGUCAAUUAACUUCUGGGCCACAUCCUGACUGAUGACAGCCCAUUCUUGCAUAAUCAAUGCUCUCUGUAUCCAUUUCCAUGGCACUCUCUCUCCCCCCUGGGCUGAGAAAUGUGGAUUAUUUCCUGUUCAGGAGAAGGAAUGCAUGCUUGGAUUGGUUAAGUGAAUCCUAUUGGAUGAUGUGAUCUGCUGUAUGUGAGCCCCGGUAAGCACUUAGACGCGGGGGGGGGGGGGGUGCUGAACGUAAAUGCAGUGUGUUUUAUCACAUUUUGGGGGGGAAGGAGCCAUUUACAUUUUUCAUCAUUACAGUAUCACAUUUAAUAUGGUUUCACCUUCCCCUUUGUCGACAACAGACCUUGUUCAUCCUCGGGAUGCAGAGCUAAUCAGGAAUGCCCUUGUUCAUCCUCGGGAUGCAGAGCUAAUCAGGAAUGCCCUUGUUCAUCCUCGGGAUGCGGAGCUAAUCAGGAAUGUCACUUCUGGUUGGAGUAGUAGAUGGACAGUGAAGACUUGGAACGUUCUUUUGGUUUGAGUUUCACACCUUGUGUUUUUUGUGAUGUUAUUGUUGUAUAUGAUUUGUCUGAGUUAGAGUCCUGUGUUUGAACUGUUUUUCUUGUGAUAUUUAUGUAGUUGGUUUGAAGUGGGUCCAAUUUGUAUGAAAAUAAAGACUGAGGCUACCAAAGCAUUUUAUGUACAAAAUAACAUCAGCCAAAAGUCUGUUCUGUUUUAUUUUAUUAUUUAGGUUUGGUUUAUUUUAAUCGUUGUCAAAUAGCAUGUCACUAUCACCACUCACUGUAUAUCAUGUAGCUUAUCCUAAUAUUGGAAGGGACGAACCUGAACUUAUCCAGUAAGAAAUGCUGGUUUUCGUUGCAAAAUGUUUUGCUACAGUUUGAUGGUGUGGACUAAUACACCCCUGUAGUCAGGAACUGGGCUGCAUUCAGUACGGGGGGAAAUGGUGUGUAACAUUCAAUUAAAUGGACGGUGCUGUUUUUUUCAACGACCAGUUGAAAAAACGGGGAGCGAUUGGGUUGGGGAACUCAGUCAGCAUGGCCUCUGCCCUUUUAAAUACGUCACUCAUUGCUUCAUGGGGUGGCAGAGUAGCCUAGUGGUUAGAGCGUUGGACUAGUAACCGAAAGGUUGCAAGAUCGAAUCCCAGAGCUGACAAGGUAAAAAUCUGUCAUUCUGCCCCUAAACAAAGUAGUUCCUAGGCAGUCAUUGAAAAUAAGAAUUUGUUCUUAACUGACUUGCCUAGUUAAAUAAAAAAGUCACACCCUACCAAUCAUAGCAAACGUACAUGAAAGUUGGUUCAAGAAAGUAGAAGGUUUUCGGAUACGUGUCGUUCAGGACAAACCAUCACAUACCGUAGCAAACGUUUAAUCGAACUGAAAGUACCCCUGAUAUUUUAAAUUGGUUUUGGGCUGCACCUGUCUAUCUUUUUUGCUUAUUCAUGUGAACUAGUGUGUUACUGUGAUGAUGCCAUACUGACUUGAUAAUAAUACCACACAACUGGGUUAGAAUUACACAUUUAUUGUAAAUAGUUCACCAUCAUAUCAAUAUUCACAUACUGAUGCACUUCCAUUUCAGUAUCUAUCCAUAGUUUUAUUUUGUGAGAUGUUUUCAUUAAAAGCAGGUAAGAAUUCCUGGUCGUAUG
This is a messenger RNA of Oncorhynchus kisutch (coho salmon), 3717 nucleotides long. RefSeq names its product E3 ubiquitin-protein ligase NRDP1-like. Lineage: Eukaryota; Metazoa; Chordata; Actinopteri; Salmoniformes; Salmonidae. The coding region runs from base 618 to 1361 and encodes 247 amino acids. The transcript is spliced from 6 exons. The record is from RefSeq and is a predicted model, not a curated record. Gene Ontology annotation, molecular function: ubiquitin protein ligase activity. Gene Ontology annotation, cellular component: plasma membrane signaling receptor complex. Gene Ontology annotation, biological process: protein ubiquitination; regulation of canonical NF-kappaB signal transduction.